Molecule: messenger RNA, 1176 nt
Organism: Zingiber officinale
Lineage: Eukaryota; Viridiplantae; Streptophyta; Magnoliopsida; Zingiberales; Zingiberaceae
Product: transcription termination factor MTERF15, mitochondrial-like
Exons: 1
Coding region: 1-1176 (391 amino acids)
Biological process (GO): regulation of DNA-templated transcription; chloroplast organization
Cellular component (GO): chloroplast
Molecular function (GO): double-stranded DNA binding
Source: RefSeq, a predicted model, not a curated record
AUGCUCCACCUUCACUCCCUAGUCCGCUGCCAUGCGCUCCUUCCAUCGAUCCAACUCCGUCGCGUCUUCUUCUCCACCGGCGCUUCCGCAUCCUCCUCAGUCGCCACCGCUUCUCCCGAUCCUCACUUCCUUGUCGAGUACCUCGUGAAUACAUGCGGGUUCACCGCCGACGAUGCUUCCAAGGUCUUCAAGUCGCGCCCCCGUUUUCGGUCCGCCGAGAAGGCCGACGCCGUUCUUGGAUUUCUCAAAUCUCAAGGCCUUGAUGGCGCGAAUCUCAGAAAGCUAAUAACUUGGAAGCCAAACUUGUUCGGCUGGGAUGUGGAGACGAACCUCGCUCCAAAGUUCAAAUUUUUGCGCGACAUGGGGUUCUCUGAGUCCGAGGCCGUCAAUGUCGUUAUGCUGCACCCCACCAUUCUUUCCCUCAGCAUCCAGAACACGCUUCUCCCCAAAUUGAAGUUUUGGGAAAGUCUUUUUGGAUCCAAGGAGAUCCUCCUCAAGAAUCUCCGGAGGGGUAACAGGUUUAUAGGCAACAGCAUUGAGAAUGUGGUACGCCCGAACUUGAACUUUUUACGGGAUGAAUGUGGUAUUCCUGAAGAGCGAGUUUCUCUUGCCAUUAAAAGGCACCCCAGUUUCAUCGUGCUGAACCCAGAUACCUUCCGGGCUCUGGUCGAUAGAGCUGACGGGCUUGGAGUUCCCCGGGGAUCUAGAAUGUUCCUCUGGAUCCUUUAUGUGCUGCACGCGGUCAGCAGGGAAAAAUUUGAAGCCCAAGUAAAGCUCAUGAACAGUUUUGGUUGGUCGAACUCCGAUUUCAUUACUGCAAUCAUGAAAUAUCCAAAAUUUUUAAGCCUUUCCAUAGAGUUAUUGCAGAGAAAGAUGGAAUUUUUGGUCAAGGAUGUUGGGAUUGCACCUUCAGACAUUGCUUACCACCCGACGCCUUUAGGAUUAAGUUUGGAAAAGAGGUUAAUUCCUCGAUUUCGUGUGAUGGAGAUAUUGAAAUCUGAAGGGUUAUGGACGUCAAGAAACAAGAUACAUGGAUUUUUAUCAUCAUCUGGUCCAAAAUUUUUGCAGAAGUAUGUGCUUCCUUACCAAGAUAUGCACCCCAAACUUCUUGAAGUCUUGUCUUGUGACGUGUAUCUGAGUUCAAAGGGCAUAAUCCAAACUGCUAAUGAAUGCUAG